UCAAUGUCACCGUGACACCAGUGUGUUUUGAUUUGGUAGUAAACAUUCAGUCAGGGAUUUUAACAAAAAAAAAAUAUAUAUAGUGAGAUUGUUUUUUCGCAAUCACUAUGAAAUUAUUGUUUUUUUUUAAAAAGCACUAAUACACUAAUUUCCAAAACUAAAUCAUGUCUGAUAAAGAAAAAGAAGUGAAAAAUAAGGGCAGUGGAACCGACAUUAGUGCUUCUGGGGACGCCAAGCUGCCGAACGAACAGGACACCAAAUUGAAUAAUAUUUUGAAAAACAGACUCAAAAAAUACAUUAAAAAACUAGACGAUACUGGAACGAGCAUAACAAAACAAGAAAGUGAAACAAUUGAAGUGGAGACAUUCAAGGAACUUUAUCAACCCAAAUUGGACAAUGAUGAAUCUUACAAAAGCAUACCUAAAUUUUACUACAAAUUACCCCGUAAUGAUGAUGUCCUAGCACAGAAACUACGAGAAGAAACUCGAGCACAAUUUCUGCAGAAGAAGAGCAAGGAGCUACUCGAUAAUGCUGAGUUGAAACAUCUCUGGACCCUGUUAGAGAAGACCAACGGGAAUUACAGCAGCUCCAACAAUGAUGAGUUGAUCAUAGACUAUUUUCAAUUUAAGAAGAUCAGAGAAGAAGCUGGACCUAAAUAUAGACCGUAUUUCACAGCAGAAGUUUUUGGACGUCUGCAAGCAGCCGAAGGCAGUGUUGGCAGGAUUCGUGCUGUCUCUCUAUUCAACUAUGUUAUGAGACGAGUGUGGCUGCAGCAGACGAGAAUCGGACUAUCUCUCUAUGAUGUUACGGGACAAGGCUAUCUCACUGAGCAAGAUUUGGAGAGUUACAUAGCAGAGUUAGUCCCGUCUCUGGCAGCUCUAGACGGUCUGGACUCAUCAUUCACCUCGUUCUACGUAUGCACGGCAGCGAGGAAGUUCCUUUUCUUCCUCGACCCACUACGGAUCGGACGUGUAAGGAUCAGCGACGUCCUAUCCUGUUCUUUCUUAGAUGAUUUACUUGAGCUCCGCGAAGAAGACCUACCGAUGGAGUUGCAAGAGCAGAACUGGUUCAGUGCGGCCUCGGCGCUACGCGUCUACGGGCAGUACUUGAACUUGGACAGAGACCACAACGGGAUGCUGAGUAUAAACGAACUGGCCGGCUACGGCUCCGGCACCCUGACCCAGGCCUUCCUCCAGCGCGUCUUCCAGCAGUGCCUCACGUACGACGGCGAGAUGGACUACAAGACGUACCUGGACCUGGUCCUCGCCCUCGAGAACCGGAAGCAGCCCGCCGCGCUCGCCUAUCUGUUCAGAGUGUUGGACAUCAAUUCCGUGGGCUACCUCGACGCUUUCACCUUGAAUUAUUUCUUUAAGGCGAUACAGAAACAGAUGAUAGCCCACGGAGCCGAGCCGGUCAAUUUCGAUGAUGUGAAAGACGAGAUAUUCGACAUGAUCCGACCUAAAGACCCGACCAAGAUCACACUUCAAGACCUGGUGAGGAGUGGUCACGGGCACACCGCAGUCUCCAUACUGCUGGAGCUGCACGGCUUCUGGGCUUACGAGAACAGGGAGGCUCUGGCAGCCGCCGAUCACAACACUUGACACUCGACCGAGGGGGGGAGGCUGGUCUUCGGGAAUAAGGAUUACAAUAAGACUUAAAGUGAUUGAAGAAUUGUGGAUGAUGUUGUCGGUGACCACGAGUUACUGGUCACAAUGAAACUGUCAUAUAAAACUGUGUAUUCAAUUGAAUAUGCAAUUUCGAAAAGGGCACAUCUCUGUAAAUGUAAAAUGUUCAUGAAAUGAAAAAAACCUGAUUAUUUUCUAAAGCAGUGUAAAAUUUAAAAUAUUAACUUUUGAGAUAUAUUUUAGUGUUAAUUAGUAAUUGAAAAUUACUGGAAUUAUUUUAUAAAAUGGGUGUAGGUAAGCCUCAAAACUGCAUGUACAAUAUGAAAAAACGUAUUUUACAAAAUAUGCGACAUGUGCCUUUGGAGCUUACGACAAAGGGAAGAUCUUCCACCGAGCGGGUGAUAUUUGCUCGGUAGACCGACGGUCCGAAUGUUGUUGUUCAGAACUUGUAUAUAUGAAUGCAUACUAGGCUUUAUCUUGAAAAUGUCGUAAGCGAGAUUCAGGCAUCUGUCAAUUAUCUUGCGUUGUAUGAUGGCUACCACCACAUGCCCUUUUCGUAAUUGGAUAUUCAAUUAAUUUGUUAAGAUAUUCAUUUGUUUGGAUAAAUUAAAGUAUAUGGUGCUAAUAAAGCUUUUAUUUAAAUGCU
Molecule: messenger RNA, 2271 nt
Organism: Bombyx mori (domestic silkworm)
Lineage: Eukaryota; Metazoa; Arthropoda; Insecta; Lepidoptera; Bombycidae
Product: serine/threonine-protein phosphatase 2A regulatory subunit B'' subunit gamma
Exons: 7
Coding region: 165-1601 (478 amino acids)
Biological process (GO): positive regulation of B cell differentiation; regulation of dephosphorylation; T cell homeostasis
Cellular component (GO): centrosome; spindle
Source: RefSeq, a predicted model, not a curated record